AUUCAACGAAAAAUAAUUCAAAAAAUUCAUUUAAAACAGUGAUCGUAUUCUCAUCAAAUUUGUUUAAAUCAAUAAAUGGUCAUAUUGAAAUUAAUACAACACGACCAAGAUCAUGAUGCACAGAUUAUAUUUGUAUGGAAAUUACAAAAACUCACUAAUAUCUUAGAAUAUACUGAUAUUUUAAAUAAACUACAUGAAUUCAACAAUUACAAAUAUCAAGAUUAUAUUAUUGAAUGGAAUUAUAAUUACAAUAGGCAUCGAAUUCAAAAUACACAAGAUUUAAAAAAUGCACUCAAACAAUUAUAUCGUAACUAUAUAAAAAAUCGAUGUAUACAAUUUCAUAUAACUCCUUUAUGUCAUUAUCAUGAAUAUGGACCACCGCCACCGUAUGAAAUUCCUUCUUCAUUAUAAAUAAUUUCUUCUAAAUUUUUUACCUAAAUUUUUUAUUUGAAUUCUUGUAAAUAGACUAACUAUCAAGUGAAAUCAUGUCAAUUUAAAAAUUGCAUUGAAUAUUAUAUUGAACAUUGAAAUUAUUGAAUCAAUUGUCAAUGAUUACCUUGAACAAAUGAAUUGAUAUUAUUAUGAUUAUUAUCAGUACAAUGUAAACGGCACUUGUAAAACACAUUUCAUUGUUUUAUCAUUCAAAAUGUUUAUUAGUGCUAGUAUA
Schistosoma turkestanicum is the source of this 667-nucleotide messenger RNA. NCBI's taxonomy places the organism in Eukaryota, Metazoa, Platyhelminthes, Trematoda, Strigeidida, Schistosomatidae. The record is from the annotation of a GenBank genome assembly.